AUAACUCCCAGUGCAGGCUGCUCAUAGUUACUUCCUCUUUCAUUCUUUUGAAAGGCCUGCAAGGACACAUUUUCAUUGUGAUCUAAAGCACAUGCUUUACAAAGGAAUAGGAUUGUGAUUUAAUCGGUUGUUUUGGAAUUAAACACUUUAACGAUCUUGAAAGAGAAGAUAUCGUGAUGGACAAGUUGGGCUUGCACAUUGCUUGUUUGUUGAUGGCUUACAUGACAAUUUUGCCUUCUGUUGCAGCUUUAGAUGUAGAAUGCAGUUUGAGUCUCAGUGGAGUGUCCUGUAGAGAGAACAACACCACUCAAAAGAUAUUAAUUGGAGUUGGAGUGGCCCUAUCAAUACUGGUGGUUGUUGGUGUCUUAACAUGUUGCUGUUGUGGCUGUUGCGCAUGUUGCAAAUCAGAGCCAACGCGUCCAACUGUUGUAACCACUGUAGCUUGUUCACAACAAAUGGCAGCUUAUCCACAAGCCCAAGGAUAUCAGCCUUUGCCUCUUCAAUGCCAUCCUGGACAGUUAGCAGUUCCCAGAGCUCCGUAUUCUAAUAAUUAUCCAAUGGCAUAUCCCAAUUUUGGACAACCACCAACGUACCAAGAAGCAGCUUCAUUGAGUCAACCUCAAUAUCAUCCUGCAGUUCAGCCUUUUCACACUCCAGCCCCAAUCCCUGGGGAUAAUCCAAGUUUUGUGGAUCCGAUGAAGCCAUACAAUUGAAAGCCUGACCAGCUCUGCCUUCAAAAUGCCAAUGCCUGCUUUCAUUCUUCUCCCUAUUUUUUUCAAAAUUUGACAGAAAACCACUUCAGUACUUUGAACACACAAAUGCUCUACUACAUCUUGGCCUUGAAAGCUAAACAAGGAGAAAGUUACUUUAGAACAUUGAUUUGCAAUGAGCGGUUGUUCCUUUAUUCCCAUUAGAAAUGGGUAUUCAGUUUUUCAGAGCUAGCCCCAAGCAUGAUGGACCAAAUCAUCUCCAUUAGUGCUGUACCAUCUACAUGCAUCGGAAUUAUGAGCUGAAGUAAGCCACAAGGCUCCUCAAACUUACUCUACUAUUUAAUAAGAUCUGAAUAUUCUAUAUUCCUGCCUAGUCCUGAUAACCCUUUGCAUCAUCACACAGACAUAGGGAGAGGGUACAAACCUCACACAGACAGUUGCCCAAGGCUAGAAUCAAACCCAGGUCCCUGGUGAUGGGAGGUAGGAAUACUUGCCACUGAGCCACUGUGUCUACUCUCUUACGUGCAAUUCUAAUUUGAAAUAUGGAUUUAUACCAGAAAAUAAGAGAGUUACAAUGAUCCUUAUGCAGUUUUCUGGCAGAUAUAGUUGGUAACAGUAAGCUGCAUAGUAGCAGUACUAGAUCAUGCCUCACUUGCUUUGGGACAGUAGUAUGUGGGUGAGUGCCCUUUGCUUAACUAUGUAUUUCUGCCUUAAAAAGAUUCAUAUAAAAAUAUUCUGCUUCCACCUCCUUUUGAGGAAAGUAACUUGGCCAAGUGUGAGAAAAAGGUUUUCCUUAUCUCUGUUUUCUUUGGAUGACCCCUUCUUUUUGCACAGUGAAGUCUCGGUUCUAUUCUUCCACAAGAGGAAAUAUUCCUUUUGCAUACACCUUCUGAAGACCCCUCAGGAUCUUAUUUGCUUCAAUCAAUGUCACCUCUUACAAUUUUAAAAUUCCAGCCGAUCUAAACCUAGUCUGUCCAAACUUUCCUGGAUUUCCAAUUCAAGCACAGUAGCUACCUAAUAGACCAGCCUGCUAAUUUGGGUAGAGGUCAGGUCCAAAGCGAAGCACAAUCAUUUUGUAUUCAGUUACAACGCUGUCCCUGAGCCAUUGAAUCACGCAAUCAAGUCAAAGAGACCCUGUCAGUGAUAAUGGGAACUGCAGAUGCUGGAGAAUCCAAGAUAACAAAGUGUGAAGCUGGAUGAACACAGCAGGCCAAGCAGCAUCUUAGCUUUUGUGCUACAAAGAGACCCUGUUAUCCUACUUUGUUGACAUAAACCCUGCCACUAUGCACAAUUCUACAUUCCUCAGAAAGAUCCUUCUAAAACAACAUAGAAAAUAGGAGCUGGAGUAGGCCAUUCAGCCCUUUGAGCCUACACUACUGUUCAAUAAAAUAAUGGCUGGUUCUCCAACUCAGUACCAGGUUCCUCUUUUGUCCCUUUAUCCUUUUAGCCCUAAGAACUGUAUCAAAUUCCUUCUUCAAAAUAGAAAAUGUUUUGAUCUCAAUGCCUUUCUGUGGCAAUGGAUUCUAUAGGCUCACCACCCUCUGGGUGAAGAAAUUUCUCCUUUUGUCAGUCCUAAGUAGCAUACUCUAUUAUUAAACUGUGACCCCUGGUUCUGGGCUUCCUGGUCACCGGGAGCAUCCUUCUUAUGUUUACCUGUUAGAAUUUCAUAGGUUUUUUUGACUUUAUUCUUUUAAACUCCUGUAAAUAUAGUCCUAAGCAAUCCAAUCUCUCUUCAUCUGCCAGUCCUACCAUCCCAGGAUGAGAUGACAUCUUUGCUGUCUGUAUGUUCAGAAGUGGGGAAUCAGAAUUAGCUGCCUACAUCUUCGUAAAUGGUGUCUGCUUCAGCUUAACUCCACCCUAUGCUCUUCCUCCUCCUCCCUUGUCCCAGUGAUAUAAAUUAAGAGGUCCAUGAAGAAUGUUAUACGAAAUCCUAGAAGUCCUACAAGGUGUGGGAGGGGUGAAAUUCCAAACAUGACUGAGUGCUCACCAUAGAGAAGAUUAGUGUGAACAAAGUAGAGGAUUUUCUAAUCAGAAAUCAAAACCAGCAGCCCAUCUAAAAUAAGGAAAUAAAUAACUAAAGGGCCAAUUGAUCCCAAUAUUUCCCAGACCACGCCAUAAAACAGUUGAUGAGACUAGACUAGUGUAAGUGGGCAAUCUGUUUUCUUUUAAGCAUUUCAUAUGGCAGGAAGGAAGGGUGUACAAUCUUUGUAGGGCAUCCUUCACCCAUAGGGGACAUGCCAUGACAAGUUAAGGAGUUGAUACAAUGGUAAUGUCGCUGGACUAACAAACCAGAACCCCAGCCAAUGUUCUGGGGACAUGUGUUUGAAUGUCCACUUUAUCAGGUAGUGAAAUUUGAGAUCAAUUAAAAAGCUGACUCUGUGGUGACCAAUGGGAAAUCUGCUGUCUUUACCUGGUCAGGCCUACAUGUCACUCCAGAUCCACAACAAUGUGGUUAACUCUUAGGGUACGCUUUGGGGAAUUAAAGAUGGACAACAAGCCAGUGAUACACAUGAAAAAUAAAAAUAAACAAAAAUCUCUUGCCCAUUCCUAAACAAAUCCUCCCACCAAUGCCCACUAUUCCCCUCGGUUGGGUUUGCAUUGGGAGCUACCUGCCUACAGUUUUAGCAGUGAUCACUAUUGAGCUCUGAUGCUGACCAGUUGGAUUGGUUGGCAGCUUGAGAGCUUGGGACUUGCAGCCUCUGAGGGAUGGAGCUCUGACUCUCUGGAUGCCAGGGGAGCUUCUGUUGGCUGACCACAGGUCUUUCCUGACACUGUGUAGAGGUGAAGAAGAGAUAAUCAGGCCACCGCCCCAUCCUUAUCCUCCUGUCCUACAGCCCUGCGACAUCUACGCUCCCUCAAACUUUAUCAGUUUGUGGCUCCCCCUGACUAGAAUUACUGUGUCAUACUUUCAGCUGUCCAGUCUUAAAUUCUGGAAUUCCAUUUCAAAAUCACUCAACCCUCACUCAUGCUUCAAAGUCUUCCUUUUCCACCAACCUAUCCAAACAUCUUCUAGUGCAGGUCUGUGCCAAGUGUUGGCUCCUAAGCCUACUGCAAAGCACAUGAGGGUAUUUCACCACAUCUAACAUGUUGUAUACAAUAUAUUGUUAUUGUUUAACUCUUCAAAAGCUUCAAUGCAGCAAAUCUCCUCACUGUGACUUGAUCUGAUGGCCCUGGUAGUUGAAAAUUAUGUCCCAUUAGUGAAAAAAUACUGAAAGCUUGUAGUUGUAUUGUCCAUUUCUCUGGUGUAUAAAAACCUCGCCCAUUGGACAUGAUGGACUAAUCAAGGGAUCACUUGGAAACUUAUGGAUGAGAGGUACCUUAAUAGCCAAAAAUAGAUUAAAAUCACUUCCAUCUGCAAUUCUUGCCAUCACAUAGUCAGAAAAUUUCCCCACUCAGAGUGUUUAAUAUGAUACAUUUCCUGUGAGUUUACUGUUUCUGAAGGUUUUCGCUUCAAUUGAAUGUUAUUGCAGUCAAUUCCUGGCUUAAAUUUUGACAUCUCUAAAACUAUGGGUGCAAAUGUAAAAGUUCAGGUGCAGCUAGAAAAUUAUGCUGUUUUUAUUUAGGAUGGUGGGUGAUGUGCCACUCUUGUUUUCUUUAGACUGCUUCAGGCAAUGGAUUUACUCAAUAGCUACAAGUUUAAAGAGUGUUUUUCAUCAACUUUGACGUGCACUUAAAAUCUGUGCUUUUUAUAGCAACUAAGUCAUUUUACUUUUCAUUAGGUUUGCUGUUUGUGAUCUUUUGUAAUACUUUAGGAGAUGCUUGGUUUUGAAUGAAUAUAAUGUAAGUAAUCGAUACGUUCCUAAGUUGCAAUUCAUGAUCUUAAAAACUGUGCAAAAGUUUGCAAGCAUACAAUAAAUUCAAUUUAUU
Molecule: messenger RNA, 4577 nt
Organism: Stegostoma tigrinum
Lineage: Eukaryota; Metazoa; Chordata; Chondrichthyes; Orectolobiformes; Stegostomatidae
Product: protein shisa-5-like
Exons: 5
Coding region: 177-713 (178 amino acids)
Source: RefSeq, a predicted model, not a curated record